Molecule: messenger RNA, 2211 nt
Organism: Lathyrus oleraceus (garden pea)
Lineage: Eukaryota; Viridiplantae; Streptophyta; Magnoliopsida; Fabales; Fabaceae
Exons: 2
Coding region: 1-2211 (736 amino acids)
Molecular function (GO): RNA-DNA hybrid ribonuclease activity; nucleic acid binding
Source: RefSeq, a predicted model, not a curated record
AUGUUGCGAGAGUUUAUGGACAUAUUCGCUUGGUCCUAUCAAGACAUGCCUGGGCUCGACACGUAUAUUGUGGUACAUAGGCUACCUUUGAAAGAAGAGUGCCCACCUGUUAAGCAGAAGCUUCGAAGGACGUAUCUAGAUAUUUCUAAAAAGAUCAAAGAUGAAGUGCAAAAGCAAUUUGAUGCAGGUUUUCUGGCAUGUACUUCUUAUCCCCCGUGGGUAGCUAACAUUGUUCUUGUGCCUAAGAAAGACGACAAGGUACGAAUGUGUGUUGAUUUCUAUGAUUUGAAUAGAGCAAGUUCUAAGGAUGAUUUCCCGCCCCCUCACAUUGAUGUAUUGGUCGAUAACACUGUGCAAUUCUCGGUAUUUUCUUUCAUGGACGGUUUCUCCGGUUAUAACCAGAUUACUAUGUCCCUAGAAGACAUGGAGAAGACUAUGUUUAUCAAAAUUUGGGGAACCUUUUGUUACAAAGUUAUGCCUUUUGGUUUGAAGAACGCAGAGGCAACUUACCAGCGUGUAAUGGUAACCCUAUUUCAUGACAUGAUCCAUAAAGAGAUUGAGUGCUACGUGGAUGAUAUGAUUGCGAAAUCCCAUACAGAGGAGGAACAUUUAAUCAAUUUGCGGAAAUUGUUUGAAAGAUUGAGGAAGUUCAGGCUAAGGCUAAAUCCAAACAAAUGUACUUUCGGGGUAAGAUCUGGUAAAUUACUUGGCUUUCUGAUUGGUGAAAGAGGAAUUGGGGUUGAUCAUACAAAACUAAAAGCGAUUCGAGAGAUGCAUGAGCCAAGAACCAAAAAAGAAGUACAUGGUUUCUUCGGAAGGUUGAACUAUAUUGCUAGAUUUAUCUCCAAUCUAACAGCUGCAUGUGAACCAAUGUUAAAGUUGUUGAGAAUGGAUCAGGCAGUAGUAUGGAACAAUAAUUAUCAAAGAGAAUUCGAAAGAAUAAAAGAGUACUUGCAGGAACCUCCAGUUCUCAUGCCUCUAGUAGAGGGUAGACCCUUAAUCAUGUAUCUCACUGUCCUCGACGAGUUAAUGGGGUGUAUGGACCAAAUCAAGUAUAUUUUUGAGAAGCCUGCUCUCACAGGGAGGGUUGCCUGUUGGAAAAUAAUUUUAACAGAAUAUGAUAUCCAGUAUAUGACUCAUCAAUCUGUGGAAGAUUACCAACCGAUGAAGUUAGAGUUUCCUGAUGAAGAUGUGUUGUUUCUCAAAGAAUAUUACAACCGACCAGACCCAGAUGAAGGCCUAGAACCAGGAUCGCGAUGGACGCUCAUGUUCGACGGUGCUUCAAAUGCUUUAGGAAGCAGUGUGGGAGCUCUCAUUACUUCUCCCAUAAAUUUUCAUAUUCCUUUCACUGCCAAAAUUUGUUUUGAUUGCACUAAUAACAUGGUUGAAUAUGAAGCUUGCAUCUAUGGGAUUGAAGUUGCUAUUGAUUUGAGAAUCAAGUAUCUUGAAGUAUUUGGGGAUUCUGCUCUAGUCAUUAGCCAAAUCAAUGGAGAUUGGGAGACUCGUCGCCUAAAUUUGAUUCCAUACCGAGAGCACGUGAUGAAGUUGAUUCCAUACUUUGAGGAGAUCACGUUCGACCAUAUUUCAAGAGAAGAGAAUCCUUUAGCAGGCAUAUUGGCCACUAUGGCAUCUAUGUUCAAAGUCAAAUGGGCAAAUGAGGCCCCCUCCAUUAACAUUAUGAGAUUGGAUGAGCCAGCUUUUUGCUAUGCUAAUGAUGAAGCUCAGGAUGAUAAACCCUGGUUUUAUGAUAUCAAGAGAUACCUUGAGAAACAGGAAUACCCGAAGGAUGCAUCUAUCCCUGACAAGAAGACAUUAAGGAAGCUGUCCGCCAGGUUUUUCUUAAGUGGUGAUAUGUUGUAUAAGAGGAAUCAUGAUUCUGUCCUGCUCAGAUGCAUGGAUAGAUACGAAGCAAACAAAAUUAUUGAGGAAAUCCACGAGGGUUUGUUUGGAACACACUCUAGUGGUCAUGCCAUGUCGAAAAAGAUUAUGAGAGCGGGUUAUUAUUGGAUGACUAUGGAAAUUGACUGCCACCUUCAUGCCAGGUCAUGUCAGAAAUGCCAAAUUUACACCGAUAAAGUGCAUGUUCCUCCUGUGCCUUUGAAUGUUUUGACUUCUCCAUGGCCAUUCACAAUGUGGGGUAUUGAUAUGAUCGGGCGCAUUGAGCCCACCGCUUCAAAUGGACACCGCUUCAUCCUAGUGGAUAUUGACUAA